Molecule: messenger RNA, 1179 nt
Organism: Knipowitschia caucasica
Lineage: Eukaryota; Metazoa; Chordata; Actinopteri; Gobiiformes; Gobiidae
Source: the annotation of a GenBank genome assembly
AUGUUGCUGGAACACCCGGGGUCAAGCUGUCAGAGCAACGGAAACUUCUCCAGAUACGCUGCAGGCCAAGAGAUCCCUGUGUGCGCGGGCUGCAGUUUGCACAUCGUGGACCGCUUCAUCCUCAAAGUGCUGGACCGACACUGGCACAGCAAGUGCCUAAAGUGCUGCGACUGUCAGGAGCAACUCACCGACAAGUGCUUCAGCCGCGGAGACAGUGUGUACUGCAAGGACGACUUCUUCAAGAGAUUCGGGACCAAGUGCGCGGCGUGCCAUCAGGGCAUCCCGCCCACGCAGGUGGUGAGGCGAGCGCAGGACUUUGUUUAUCACCUUCACUGUUUCGCCUGCGUCGUCUGCAAACGACAGUUAGCAACAGGCGACGAGUACUACCUGAUGGAGGACAGUCGCCUCGUGUGCAAAGCGGACUACGAGACGGCCAAGCAGCGAGAGGCAGACUCCACGGCCAAACGACCCCGGACCACCAUCACGGCCAAACAGCUGGAGACGCUGAAAAACGCCUACAAUAACUCGCCCAAACCGGCUCGCCACGUUCGGGAGCAGCUGUCGUCGGAGACCGGUCUGGACAUGCGCGUCGUACAGGUUUGGUUCCAGAACAGACGAGCGAAGGAGAAGCGUCUGAAGAAAGACGCCGGACGACAGCGAUGGGGCCAGUACUUCAGGAACAUGAAGAGGUCUCGAGGAAGCUCCAAGUCUGACAAGGACAGUAUCCAGGAGGAGACCAUGGACAGCGACGCCGAGGUCUCCUUCUCUGACGAACCCGCUCUGUCAGAACUGGGCCACUCCAACGGCCUCUACAGCAGCCUGAGCGAGACGUCUCCCGCCAUGACAGGUCGCCCCGGCAACAACAACAACAACCACAACAACCACUUCUCCCUGGACCCCGGCGUGAUCCAGACCCAGGACCAGUUCCAGGACCUCCGCUCCAGCAGCCCCUACGGCCUGCCUCAGUCGCCCAGGCACCAGCCCCUCAUCACCAGCCUCGGCUACACGGACCCCACCCUCUCCAUCGUGGCGCCCGGCUCGAACGCUGGGAUCAAUAACAGAGUAACCAUGGGAACGGGACCCGGUUCGGACCUGUCCACCGGCAGCAGCGGCGGAUACCCGGACUUUCCCGCUAGUCCCGCCUCCUGGUUGGACGAGGUGGAUCACGGACAGUUUUGA